AACGGGUUGGCAUCAUUCAUUAUUUCUGAGGAGGCCACAUCCCUGUUCUCACUGUCAACUGCCCCUUGUUCAAUGACCCAUCUGUGACUUCGCAUCGAAAGCUCAGUUCCAGUCCCGUCUCUCUUAAUCCAUUCCUCCUCCUCCUCCGUUUCAUCCACGUCUCUCUGUGCUCAUCGCUUCACGUCCCUCUCCUCUUGCUGUGUGUGCAUGGCGUUGCUACCCUUCAUCUGACCCUGCGUAGGUGGAGGAGGAGUCUGUAGCUAAUCUUCUUUGCUGUUGUUCGGAAAAGGUAGAUCGCACUGAAGAAAUCGAGGUGGUAGGCGUCGUCCACCACAACCGAGUUGUAUCGCAAUGGGGCGAUUAGUAGUGGACGUAAGGACUCAGGUGGAGGAGACAGACUCGAAGCCCAAGUCCAGUGAUGGAGAGGCGCAGUGGCACCAGAUGUCCAUGCAACUCGUUAGUUGUCCCGAACUUAAAGAAUCAGUUGGGCUCUUUCAAAUGCCCGAGCACAAUGCGUUUGGCCAAGCUUUCAGAGCAUACGAUGCAAAGGAUGGGGAGCGUCAAGCAUGCGUGGAGGAUCUCUAUCGCGCUAAUCAUACUCACCAGACCUACGAUUUCGGUCAAGCCAUGCGGCAGAAGCACCUGCAAUUCAACAAAGCGGUCAUGAGCAUCUGGGAUUGUUGCGAGCUUCUGAACGAGUGCGUAGAUGACAGCGAUCCUGACCUGGAAGAGCCACAAAUUCAGCACCUGUUGCAGACUGCAGAAGCAAUCCGCCUUGACUACCCCGAUGAUACCUGGUUCCAUCUUGUGGGACUUAUUCAUGAUUUGGGCAAAGUGUUGUUGCAUCCUUUGUUCGGAGAGGAGCCUCAAUAUGCAGUUGUUGGUGACACUUUCCCAGUAGGAUGCGCUUUUGAUCCCGCCAUUGUGCACACCGAGUUGUUCAAGGACAAUCCUGACACGCAUAAUCCCCAAUUUUCUACCAAGUUGGGAAUUUACCAAGAAAAGUGCGGGCUUGACAACGUGGUCAUGUCCUGGGGCCACGACGAGUACAUGUACCAGGUCAUGAAGCACAACAAUACAACACUUCCACCGCAAGCGUUGUUUGUUAUCCGCUACCACUCCUUUUACGCGCUGCAUCAAGCGGGAGCAUACAAGCACCUAUUGAGUGAGACCGACCACGAGAAUCUUCAGUGGCUUGAAAAAUUCAACAAAUUUGAUUUGUACUCCAAAAGUAAGGUGCGCGUCGAUACUGAUGAAGUGUAUCCCUACUAUCAGUCCCUCAUUGACAAGUAUUUUCCCAAGGUACUUCGAUGGUGAGCUAAGUGCAGAUGAAUACAUUCAAGCAUCUAGGAGAGCUUCAUAUUUGUGCAACCCUGUUCCAACAAUCGUGUACUAUACAUCUAGGACUGAAGAAUCCGAAGUUGAAUGAUCAAAUUGAUGUUCCAUGUGCUAAAUAAUACGCUACAUUCAUGAAUCAGCUCUCGUUCGGCAUUUAGUAUUACAAUUACUUCAUAUUGGUUAACAAAUGUCGUAUUUGGGUUCUCUCGACUACCUUGCUUGGAAUAUCUCUUGGGCCACAAGAGAAAUGACCUAAUCUCUCUGCAAGGUUAUCCAAUAUUUCCAGCACUUACCUUCAAAGAGGUCUAUUUGUUCUAGAAUCCGGAUUGAACCCUAAUAUUUUCUGAGAGUGCCCUGAUUUCUGUGACGUGCAAUCCGUAUCUACUUUUUAUUAAUCAAUUAUUAUAAACAUUCAAUUCUCA
Physcomitrium patens is the source of this 1760-nucleotide messenger RNA. Its product is annotated as inositol oxygenase 1. NCBI's taxonomy places the organism in Eukaryota, Viridiplantae, Streptophyta, Bryopsida, Funariales, Funariaceae. The record is from RefSeq and is a predicted model, not a curated record. Gene Ontology annotation, biological process: inositol catabolic process. Gene Ontology annotation, molecular function: inositol oxygenase activity; iron ion binding. Gene Ontology annotation, cellular component: cytoplasm.